AUGAAACCAGCCAGUGUGUUGCUGCUGCUUGCUCUAGCCCUUUGCUGCAUCACAGCUACUGAUGCACAGCGGGAAUACUGCCGCAGCUUCCGGGUACCCAGACCUAUGUGUUCUAUGGAGUACAUGCCACACUGUGGGUCUGAUGGCCAAACAUAUGCCAAUAAAUGCAUGUUCUGCAAUGCAUUCGUGAGAAGCCGUCGGACUCUUCGCUUGAGAGCUCUUGCAGCUUGUUAACUUCUCACUGGGCUUCAGCUCAGAAAGAGGAAUGCUCCCUGGUAAUGCUCCUCAUGGCCAGUGCUCCCCUAAAGCCUUGUCCUGAAGCUUGGAUGCUCCUGAUGCCUCUUGUAA
Molecule: messenger RNA, 348 nt
Organism: Calypte anna (Anna's hummingbird)
Lineage: Eukaryota; Metazoa; Chordata; Aves; Apodiformes; Trochilidae
Product: ovomucoid-like
Exons: 4
Coding region: 1-234 (77 amino acids)
Molecular function (GO): serine-type endopeptidase inhibitor activity; protein binding
Source: RefSeq, a predicted model, not a curated record